AUGGAUGUUGAUCUUUCAACCGGAAGUGCUUCUGGAUCAUUUCUUAACUGUGUUUUUUGGUCCGCAGCUAUUUUUGGACUCCUCUACUUUGUCAGGUUAUUGAGACACGCGAAGACUUAUGCUAACCUAGAGGAUUUUAAGGCGUUUCAUCAAGGGAGCCCAGUUCUCGGAGAGAAUUUCGGCGGAGGUUUUAUGAGUGAGAUUUUCUGAUUCCCAACAUCUUGGGUUCAGGGAAAAGUUGCCGUUGUGACUGGCGGCAACUCAGGAAUAGGCUUCGAGACUGUUCGCGAACUGAACAUCCGCAAGGCGAAGGUUUUUUCGGAAGAAAGUUGGAUUCAAGUUCAUUUUUGCAAUUACAGGUCUACAUGUUGUGCCGGAGCGAAGAGCGGGCCGAUGAAGCCAAGAGGAAUCUCGUUCGGGUGGAUAACUUUCACUUCCUGUUAUUACUCAUUUUUUCCUAUGACCCUAGUUUCAUUCGGUCCAUUUGAGAUUUAAUAGAACAGCCAUUCAUCCUUUUAAAAUUCUCAAAAAAGUACAACAAGCCUAGAAAAAAACAAAAAAAAAUUGUUUCCAGCUCGGGUGCAAUCCAACGCGGCUGAUUUUCAUUCAAUGCGAUUUGGCCAACUUUUCCAGUGUUCGAAGCGCCGCCGAGAAGCUUUUGAAAUGUUGAAGAUAGCCUAUUUUCGUGUGUUAUGCCAGUGUGUUUUCAGCGGAACCUAAGAUCGACAUAUUAAUCAACAACGCUGGUAUUAUGUUCCAGAGCAAAUACGAGAAAACGGUUGACGGACACGAAAUGACGUGGCAAAGCAAUCACUUAGGUUCGCAUUGUUAUCAGUUUUGCGAACGCGAUUAUUCAUUCUAUGAGAAGAGGAUGAAGGAAAUCGAGGAUACUGUAACUGAAUUUGAGGCAUUGAUAAGUGAAAUUCGGAGUUAUUUUGCUGAUGUUUGCAAAUAAUAACGUCCUUGAGUUUAUUCUCCUAAGAAUAUAAACGUCUUAUUUUUCAUAUUCUUAUUCUUUUCUUGCAAAAGGGAGGAAAAAUAAUCACCAAACUGAAUCUUCUGUGAGAAAUUUCUUCAAGGAAUCAAACUUGCUUGUUGGUUUUUUUUUGUUUUCCUUUUGAUAAGUUCUAUAACAAUAGAAAUGAAAUUCAGGACUAAGCUGCUUUUGUUUUUUUCCAAUGCAGGUGUUUUUGCAGGACCUUUUCUUCUGACGAAUCUUCUGCUUCCGGCGCUGAAAAACGCAGAUCGCGCAAGAAUUGUCAAUGUUUCUUCUAUGCUGCACAAGAACUCGAAACGCCUUGACUUUGCUACGAUCGAUGACAAAAAGUCUUACGGCCUGUUUGGCCCCUACAAUCGCAGCAAGCUCGCAAACGUUGGUUUUGAAACAUUUUCUGCAAAGGAAAAGUCGACUUUGAUAAAGAUCAAUUACAUCAUUUCCAUUUUCUCGCCUAACUUUUUUUUUAUUCAAUAGGUCAUACCUUACUACUUGGCUCAAAAAAGUUUUUUUAUUCGUAAAGAUAUGACCGCAAAUAAAUAAAUUCAAUGAGUUUGAAUUUUUUUUAUAUGUGAGCAAAUAGUUUACCAGAUCUCUAAAAUCUGCAUGCUUACAUGCGUAAAUCAAUUUCAAAAUCCAUCAACAUCUCCUCUUGAGUUUUCUUAAAUGUCAGAACUGCCUUGUGAGGUUUGAACUUUAUUUUAUUUCUUUUUUUUACUCUCCUUCUGGUGCAUACAUAAGUAGACCAUUCUCAAAGACCACCUUCACUUCCAAGAAUUCUUGAAUCAAAGUCAUCACUACCUCCCUGACGAGGGAAUUGUGUGAGGUAAACAUCGUAGAUAUAUUUCAAACUUCUGUGGUAGAUAGUACAAGUUAUGAAGAGUAUUCAAAAACCAAAAGAAUGAUCUGCUAAGCGUCAUAGGGUGCUGAGAAAUAGCCUGUCAAAAAAGUACAGGAAAAACUCAAAAACUCUACGGGUUUUUUUUGUGAAAAAGUUUCUUUUUCGUAGUGAAUACCAGUAGACGUUUUGAAAAUCGAAAAACCGAAGAAAAUCAGUCUUUGAGCAUUCAUCCGUACAUUUUCGACACCCUAUUUCUCAUAACCCUAUGGCGCUUAGUAGAUGUUUCUUUGUAUUCUCGAGUGUUCAUACCUAGGACUACUUACCACAGACGUUUGGACCAGAUCUGCGGUGUUCAUCUCACACGUUUUCCUUGUGAGGCCAACGCUCAUUUUAAUUUUUCGGAAGAAUACCUUCUUGGAUAUGAAAAUAAUUUAACUCGCUAUUGUGGUAGAUUUACGUAAAUCGACUCCUCUUCAUGGACUAAUUGAGUUCGGUACUUGCCCAAGUAUGCCCUGGUAUUCAAAAGUUUAUAUACCUUAUUUUCGAAGAUUUUUGUAAGUCAAUCACUUCCUCAUGAUUUUUUGAGUUCUUUACUUGCCUAUUUAUGCUUCAGGUACUUGAUUUGAAAUCACAUAAUGAUCUCAAUUUCAUUCAAAAACCUUCGUUGGAUUUUCUGCUACGGUAUCACGCUUAUUUUUAUUCUUAAUAAGUGUGGGUAGAAUAUUUCAUAAGAGAGAUAGGAACAGUCGGUGCGCAAAAACCACUACUUGCAGUAUAUAACUGUGAAAUUGUUUUUAAACUGGACUGUUUGAAGGUGAUGCACGCGAGAGCUCUGACGAACGUGCUGCGGAAGGAGGGAACUCACAACGUUUCGGCCAAUUCUGUGCAUCCAGGAGUCGUCGACACGGGCCUUGCUCGGAAGACUUGGCUCCUGGCGACGCCCCUCCGCGAGAUCUUCUGGCCUUUCAGGUGCCUUUUCCGGAAUCUUUUGAUUACAAUGUUUGAAAUCGUUGCGAAAAGUCCAAAAAUGUGUCGCGACCUUCAGUAGUAAUUCUCUUCACAGCUCUUAAUGUUUCUCGACCGUUACUGAAAGCAGAUGCUUCCGAAGGAAAUUGUUGAAAUAGAAACCUGCGCAACAUUUUAACUUUCGAGAAAGUUCUUUCUGGUAUUAUAAAAUAUCCGCAAUAUACAUUCAAUCAUGAUGAUUUUCUUUUACUUUAAGCGUCGGUUCGUCGAAAAGUACAACGUUUUGAAGUUCAAAAAUUCUGCGAUUCCUAUCUAAAAGUGGCUGUGUCAACAUUAAAAUAGUUCCAAAAAGUGAUACGAGCUUUUUAAUAAAAAAAUUUUUUUAAGAAAUCAAAAAGAGCAAGAAGCGGAAACGUUUUUCCUAAACAACCAAAAAAAGAAAAAUUAAAUUUUUUUAAAAGUUUCUUUUUUUCCCUUUAUGUGUACUAUGUAUAUCAGGGUUGCACGGAAAUCCGUUAUCCGUCUUCCGCAUAAAUUUCUCUUCCUUAACCCGUGUUCCGUCUUCCUUGAAUCAUAGUUUUGUUCCGUAACCCGUGUUCCGUCUUCCUUGAAAAAUUUUUGUUUUUUUAGCUCCUAAUUUUUAAAUUUAAAAACAAUUUUUUAUACAAAAAUGCACGUUUUCGGUUUUGUGAGGGACAUGGUAAUGAAGAUAAUUUCGUCAAAAUAUCAACUGUAGAAGGGCCAACUAUUCUCUCAACUCCACUAUCAAAGUAUCUCUGCUUCAAUCGAAAUUCAACAAGUUAGAGAGACUCUUCUCUGUCUCAGGGCUGAUAGCCUAGCCCUUGCGAAAGAGGCUUGAAGCUCCUCGAUACUUUGAAUUACACCAAAGUUAAGUCAAAGCUUACGAAAGUUCAUUGUGAUUUCAAUUGGCUACGAAAUUCAAAUUUCACUGGUUGUUUUUUGUUUGAAAAUUUUCCCGUUACUCUUUAAAAAACUUUCUUUAGUGAGUUGGUUUGGAUAGUUUUGGUUUAAUUCUCCAGGUUAUUUCGCUUAUUCAUACAUUUAAAAAAAAAUCUUUCGUGCAAAUCUCUUUCCUUUUCUCUAAAAUUCUUCUGUUCCGUAACCCGUGUUCCGUCUUCCUUAAAAAAAUUUUAUUCCUUAACCCGUCUUCCUUCUUCCUUUUUCAAAAUUUUCACUUCCGCGCAACCCUGAUGUAUAUACUAUGGUCAUGAAAGGACUGAUAAGAUUGCUUUUUCAGAUUCUGUUAGUUUACGGUUCUCUUAGUUAGUCUCACAAGUUAUUUUACGGUUCUCUUGCUUGGAAUAUUUCGUUCAACUUAUAGAAAAAGGUUUCAUCUCUUCUAUCAAGAAUUUUUUUCAAAUUUUCAAACCACAUUUUUUUAGCGACAGCUUGAAAGCACUAAAAAUGAAAAUAACUAUGCAUAAUUUCUCAGAAAUUAUAAUGAAUGAAAUUUAUUUCUUCAGAUGGUUCUUCUUGAAAACGAACAAGGACGGCGCUCAGACGUCUCUUUACGUCGCCCUGAGCAAGAAGUUGGAAGGUGUCAGCGGCAAAUAUUUCUCGUUCGUUUUCUGAAUCUCAAAAAAAAAACCUCUCGUUCUUAAAAAAAGUAAAAAACAAAUUUGAGAGAAAAAUUUCUGCAAUUAAUUUUUUUCCCAAUUUUUUUAAUUUUUUUCAAAUCCACAUUCAAAAAAAUUUAUUUAUUGCAGAAAUUUUUUUUCUCCCAAAUUUUUUUCCUUUUUUUGCUCGGUUUUGGAUCUUUGUUCAGUGAGCCACUGGAAGAUUGAAAAUAAGAAAAGUUAGCAUAGAAAAAUCGCAGUAUAGCCAACUCUCGGCUGGCUUGAGCCAUCGGAAAAAUGUUCCUGAUACGGUAAAAGAAAAAAAAAAUGGUCUGGUUAGAGGAGAGUGCAGACAGCGCCCCUCCUAGCUUCUAGCCGGGAAUUGGCUAUAGAUAUAAUCUAUUUUGCCGCUGAUGGAGAGCUGGUUUGCAGCGACUGCCAACUGAGAGAAGAAAGCGAAUUGGCGCGCGACGACCAGGCUUGUGAAGACCUCUACAACUACAGUCUCGAACAAACUCGUUGA
Molecule: messenger RNA, 4901 nt
Organism: Caenorhabditis auriculariae
Lineage: Eukaryota; Metazoa; Nematoda; Chromadorea; Rhabditida; Rhabditidae
Source: the annotation of a GenBank genome assembly